UGUAUGCCUCGUGGCCGAACUCUCCUUCAGUGUGACGUUGCUGUAGUUCCGCGAGCCUAGUGCCUAUUGGAGGAAUAUACGAAAUAUUUGUAGUUUUACGGUGCCUUCGACGGUUGUAGAAAUCCUGUCUGUCUAACGCUCGCUCUUCUCUGCGGACUUCUUUGAAACAAACACACUUCAGAGCUAACGAUUUCCAAUCUCUGCUCCUCCUGCCACAGCACCAACAGCAGCAUCAACGGCAACGCGCGCAAACACUGGAAUCUCCGACGGCAAUCUCAAAGGAAUACUUUCUGAACUAAAAUCAGACGCAGAGGCCAGCGCGGACCGGGAGUGCACUCUCCAGCGACCCUCCAGGAAGAACAGGACAGGGCAGGACCUCAUCAAGACACGCCCGUAAAGCGACAGCCCCAAGAUGGCGGCCUUCAUAGCCAAGCAAAUGGUUGGAAACCAAUUAAGUGCCGUUAAAGAUGCUGCAGGCGGCGGAGGUGAUGGCGGCGAUGAUGGCGAUGACAAGGAAAAGGCAGAGGAGGAGGAGAGGGAGCGUCAGGAGGCCAUCCGCGAGGCCGAGGAUCGGCGCAAGGAGAAGCACCGGAAAAUGGAGGAGGAGCGCGAAAAGAUGAGGCAAGACAUUCGCGAUAAGUACAACAUCAAGAAGAAAGAGGAAAUCGUUGAGGCGGCACCGCAAGAAGAGCCCAAUCCUCUGAUGCGGAAAAAGAAGACGCCCGAGGAACUGGCCGCCGAGGCGGAGCAGGAGGAGCUCGACGAUUUCACAAAACUGAAAAAUCAAAUAGAAACGCAAGUAAAUGAGCUAAAAACUCAAAUAGAGGGAAAAUGUGUCAUGCAGUGAUAUGUCAGUCAUCAUAAAAGCAAAAUAAACAAACAAAAAUAAAACAAACAAAACGUAUAAUAGUACCACAAGUAACAAUUCAAAUAAAAAACUAACCGAUUAACGAUGAACGAUAAACGAUGAACGAUGAACGAUGAAAUUUAUUUAACACAUCCCGAACUUGAAUUUGUUAAUACUUAUGAGAUCCGUUGAGUUUAAUCAUUGGAACCGCAAUCGAAACGAAUAUAAGUCCUUAGAAAGCUAGCCCAAUGCUAGCUCGUAACGUAACCCGGCAGCAAUAAUCGAGAUAAAUCGAGCGAUGCAAUCUACAAUUGAGUUUUUGGCAAAGCCUCCAAUGCGGUGUACUAAAGCGUACAAAUAAUAUAUUAACAGCUAAUAGAUAUAUUUCGGAUAACGAAAUAAUGAAGGAGACAUGCGAAUGCGAUUAAAAAUGCGAACAGGACGGUGAACUCCUAAGGAACUUUAAGGUAGCUAAAGCAUAAACCGAAUUAUUUAAAACCAAAAAUAGUAAACGCCUUUAAUAAUACAUAUUCAAAUCACUUUGCUUCGAUGAUAAUGUAAUAUACUCAACCCCAAUAUACAAUACAUAACCGUUGUUUAGUUAAUAACAUACAAUAAAUUAACGAAACGAAACUAAAUGAAACUAACGAAACCGCGGCACUCGUACGAUGCAAAACCAAAUCGAAACUAAAAGAAUAAAUCUAAAAACACAAAUAAAAGAAAAUUAAAAAUAAAAAAAAAAUUAACAAAUAAACACCUAAAAUAAGCAAAAAGCUAAAAAAAAAAGAAAAGAAUAUAAAUGAAAAAACCAAAAACCAAUUAAGCGAAUGGUGCGACAGAGGAGGUUGCUGAAUCAUGUCGAACCGUCGAAAUACGUUGCUGAAAUCACUUUUGGACUUUAUUCCAUAAAUGAGUAUGGGAAGAUUAUGAACUAAAUCGGCGCAUAUGUUGUAAUUGCCAUUCGAAUAUAUAAGUAUAUAUACAUACAUAUAUACACAUGUUAUGUAUAUUUCCAUGAAUUUAACCACAGAAAAUUAAUCACAUUUGCAAACGAAUUGACUGCGAAGACGUUGAAAUUAUUGCUGGUUCUCAAAACUGAUCGAUGAUCGAUGAUCGAUGAUCGCCUACAACCCAACCCAGAACUAUCCAUACUAUCCGAAAUAUAAAGUUUCAGUCAGUUUGUUUUCGAUAUUGCCAGAGAAAUCUAUCUUCUUUAACAGCUUUAACAGUUACAUUUCGUUUCUUUCCUAUACAAAAAUACAUACCCACACUACAAUUGAGAGUUUAAAAUCUUUCGAGACAAUUACUGAUCUCACUGAUUGAUGCUUCUGAAAUACAUGUCCUCUCGGUGUUUUAUGUAUGAUAUAUCAUCAUCAACAACAACAACAACAACAAGAACAACAACAACAACAGCACAAGAAAACCACUACAGCCAGUACAAGAACAAGAACAACAUCAACAUCAACAUCAACUACAUCUACAGCAAAAGUAACUAACAAAAGUAACGUUAUACAUCAUAUACAUAUGUAUUGUAUAUAUAUAUGUACGAGAUGAACUACUCGUUAUCGAGAAAACUACAACUACAAAUGCCCACAGCACAGCCAACAACAACAACAACAACAACACAUGAACAUGAUGAACAUGAACAUCAACUCAACUCAAUUCAAUUCAACCUACCUAUCAGAUACUCGUAUCAGAUCAGAUCAUGACAGUUUGCUACAAGUUUUUCUUAACAUAUUUCUGAACGUUGUGAACUUCAUUUGUACUAUAUAUGGCUAAUCUUUAAAAACAAGCAAACAUACACAAAUCCAUAUGCACAUAAAUACAUACAUACACACAUCCACACUAGUCACAUGCAUUUAAAUAGCAAAUAUGGUGUUGUAAAUGCUUAAUCUACAUACAUAUUAUACUAACAUAUAUACAUAUGUACAGAUCCACAACCAACUACUAACAACCAACAAGAAAUAUAUGUACAAUUCGCAUAAAAAGUUACCAUUUAAUGAAAAUACUUAUGAAAAUGAUGUUAUGUUAUGAUGAACAAUGAAUAUAUUACUAUAUACUCGUAUAAAGGGGUGCCGAGACCUAGACCGACACCGAGACCCGACCCGCGUCUAUCAGUAAAAACAUCGCUCUCUCAGAUUCUUCUUGACCAUUCUUGACUCCAUAUGUUUCUUGUACACAUAUCGGCCCGGCAGCAAUACUACGAUGAUCGUAGCGCUCCUCAACGCCUCUCUCUGUCAAUCUAAUAAAGCAAUCCCCUAGUGCCCCAUGCAUCGCUCUAUACAAAGUUAGGAACGAUCGAACUAAUGAAAGAAUGCCUUAACGUGGCUCACAUGACUAGACCAUGAGUAGCGAAUAGAUGAAUAUGAUGAUGAUGAAGACGAUGAUGAAGAGAUGGUGAUUCUACCAAAGGAAAUGGAAUCCACAAUUCUUAACUGUUGCUUUAACCCACUUGUACUAAUGUACUACUACGAUACUAGAGCUACGAUACUACUUAUGUAGCUGCGUUUCCCUUCCGCAUUCCAAUCUAGUUUUACUAAAUCCGAAUCCAGAUACUCGUAUCUUAGCUAUGCUCCUUUCGAACUCGAAACUCUAUAAGCUCUACUCGUAUAAAAUAAAUACGUAUUGAAAAUGUUUACCUAGAUUCUACAAUAUCCAUUGCGUUUUUCUCUCAAAUACUUAUACGAUGUAUCGAUGUAUGGACGGUCAGUUGAAUUGUUUAAUAUAUUGAAUAAACAUUAAUAAAGAAAGCCAACAGCAACUUGAACAUACAAUAUUAUUCAAUCAUUAUCAAGUUUUAACGUAAUCAUAAAUGUUUAAAAUGUUAAAUGGUUCAGCCGAUUUUGAUUUUGUUCGUUUGUUUAAUAUUGUGUUACCGUUAAUAUUAUAGUUAUGAUAAUGUAUGUAUAUGUGUAUCAGAAAGUUCAUACAAGCAGAUGAUUAUACAUUAUUAUCUAUAUACAAUAUAUAUAUGUAUAUGUGUAACUUAAUAGGGAAAUGAAUUUAAUAGAGAAACAACAGACAAAAAUUAUAAAUAAUAAUGUUGGAAAGAAUACCAUUCAAGUCAUUAUUAGAUGUGAAAGCAGUUCUAUACACAACAAAGGAUAAACAAAAACAAAAAUGAAAA
This is a messenger RNA of Drosophila miranda, 3974 nucleotides long. RefSeq names its product complexin (gene cpx). Lineage: Eukaryota; Metazoa; Arthropoda; Insecta; Diptera; Drosophilidae. The record is from RefSeq and is a predicted model, not a curated record. Gene Ontology annotation, molecular function: syntaxin binding. The transcript has 8 exons. Gene Ontology annotation, biological process: regulation of neurotransmitter secretion; synaptic vesicle exocytosis; neurotransmitter transport. Bases 413 to 847 code for a protein of 144 amino acids. Gene Ontology annotation, cellular component: SNARE complex; terminal bouton.